Closterium sp. NIES-65 is the source of this 1017-nucleotide messenger RNA. The record is from the annotation of a GenBank genome assembly. Lineage: Eukaryota; Viridiplantae; Streptophyta; Zygnematophyceae; Desmidiales; Closteriaceae.
AUGCGGGCCGAAAGGGUGGGGGCGGUGGAGGUGGUGGUGGUGGAGGCAGUGGAGGGGGUGGGGGUGGUGGUGGGAGUGGUGGCGGGGGUGGAGGUGUCGGUGGCAGCAGUGGAGGCAGAGGAGGCAGCGGUGGUGGCGGAGGGAGCGGAGGCGGUGGUGGCUGAGGGAGCGGAGGCGGCGGUGGUGGCGGAGGCGGCGGAGGUGGCGGAGGCGGCGAAGGUGGCGGUGGAGCUAGUCGCGGCUCUGCGCAGAGGAGUGGCUCUGGUGGUGGUCCGCGCCAGCAGCAGCAGCGCGGUCGUGAGACCAUGUCCCCUCAGCAGCUUCGUGAGUGGUACGCUGGGCGUCAGCGGGUGCGGGGGCACGCACUCCACCCAGCGCUGCUUCGGCCGCCUGAUGGACGCUUGGCGGCAUCAUUUUCGUGACGCCACUGAGAUCCCUCGCUGGGGAGAGCUGUCUAGGGCGGGGGUAGCUAUCUUUGAUCUUGACUUUGAUACUAUUCUUGCUGCCAUGUAUGCUGUGUCUACUAGUGAUGAGGGUGACUGUUACCUGUGUGUUCCGCCUGACCCGGGCAUUAAGGCUGCUGCUCUAGGUGCUGGUGAGGCUACUGCUUCAGGUGCUAGUGCGUCCGCUGCCCCAGGUGCUGGUGAGUCUGCUCUCUCAGAUACCGCGUCGGCUCAGACCUUGCACACCUUCACCCUUGACUCAGGUGCUUCCCGCUCCUUCUUUCGAGACCGCACCACGCUUACGCCGCAUAGUCGGCCGGUUGCGGUCUCCCUGGCGGACCCCUCUGGGGGUCCUGUCCUUGCUAGCUUCUCCACUAUCUUACCGUGUCCGGCAGCCCCCUCUGGCACCCUGUCAGGUCUCUACCUCCCCUCGUUCUCUACAAACUUGGUGAGUGGAGCUGAUCUACAGGAUCGGGGGGUUGACCAGUUCACACCUGCGAGUCAGCGGGUGACCCACUGUACGUGUGCUCGGACAGGCCGACACUUGGCCAUCUACACUGCGCAGCAAGGGUGA